This is a messenger RNA of Conger conger (European conger), 25800 nucleotides long. RefSeq names its product microtubule actin crosslinking factor 1a (gene macf1a). NCBI's taxonomy places the organism in Eukaryota, Metazoa, Chordata, Actinopteri, Anguilliformes, Congridae. Gene Ontology annotation, cellular component: keratin filament; cell junction; cytoskeleton. Gene Ontology annotation, molecular function: calcium ion binding; microtubule binding; structural molecule activity. The record is from RefSeq and is a predicted model, not a curated record. Gene Ontology annotation, biological process: wound healing; intermediate filament bundle assembly.
CCAUUUGAGAGAGAUGGUGACCUGUAGUCCCUGGAAUGUUCUGGAUCUUGGAGCUGAUGAAUAAGAGAGAAGGGGUGAACUCUUUCCCCUUGUAAAGUUGGGGGAGAACACACUGAGCCGGCCGUGUGAGCAGAUAGACACACAGGAGAUCCUAGAUAAGGCACCAGGACGUGGAAGGUCAGAUCUUCUGGCAGUGAUGGAAACCCUGGACACCUCGGUCCUCCCUUCCCUCCUCUUCCUCGCCGUGCACUUCCUCACGGCGGCUGGGGUGUGGCUUUACCGCCGCCACCGCGCCCGGCUCUCAGAUGAGCGAGACAGAGUGCAGAAGAAAACCUUCACAAAAUGGGUCAACAAGCACCUCAUCAAGGUGCGGAAGCAUAUCACAGACCUCUACGAAGACCUGCGGGAUGGGCACAAUCUCAUCUCCCUGCUGGAGGUGCUGUCUGGAGUCACUCUGCCCAGAGAAAAAGGCCGUAUGAGGUUUCACCGGCUGCAGAAUGUGCAGAUCGCUCUGGACUUCCUCAAACAGAGACAGGUCAAAUUAGUGAACAUCCGGAAUGAUGACAUCACAGACGGAAACCCCAAGCUGACCCUGGGACUGAUCUGGACCAUCAUCCUCCACUUCCAGAUCUCUGAGAUCUACGUGAGCGGUGAGUCAGGUGACCUGACAGCCAAGGAGAAGCUGUUGCUAUGGAGUCAGCAGGCAACAGAGGGCUACCCCGCAAUGCGCUGCGUCAACUUCUCCUCUAGCUGGAGCGACGGGCGCAUGUUCAACGCCCUUCUGCAUAGAUACAGGCCUGACCUGAUAGAUAUGGAGGUGGUUGCACGACAAAGCAACCGCGACAACCUAGAACAGGCCUUCGACAUUGCGGAGUCACUAGGGGUCACACGACUACUGGAUGCUGAAGACGUGGACGUACCGUCGCCAGAUGAGAAGUCGGUCAUCACCUACGUGUCCUCCAUCUAUGACGCAUUCCCCAAGAUCCCAGAGGGGGGCGAGGGCAUCGCAGUGCAAGAAGUGGACCAGCGCUGGUCGGAGUACCAGACCCGAUUCCCCGCCCUGCUGCAGUGGACCCGGCAGCACACGCUGCUCAUGGCCGACAAGAACUUUCCCCAGAACCCCGUGGAGCUGAAGGCACUUUACAACGAGUACGUCCAUUUCAAAGAGACGGAGAUUCCGGCCAAGGAGAUGGAGAAGAGCCGGAUCGAGCACCUCUACAAGCUGCUGGAGGUGUGGAUGGAGUUUGGCCGUAUCAAGCUGCCCCCGGGCCGCCACCCCAAUGACCUGGAGGAGGAGUGGGGCAAGCUGAUCCUGGAGAUGCUGGAGCGGGAGAAGGCGCUCCGCCCGGCUGUGGAGAGGUUGGAGCUGCUUCUACAGAUGGCCAAUAAGAUCCAGAACGCAGCGCUGGACUGUGAGGAGAAACUCACUCUCGCCAAAAACACACUGCAGGCUGACGUGCUGAACCUGGAGAACGGGGAGCCCGUGCGCUGUGAGCAGGAGCUGGGCGUGUAUCUGCAGGACUGUGAGGCCCUGAUCCGCCAGCUUCAGCUCGACCUGCAGAUCCUCAGGGAUGAGAAGUACUACCAGGUGGAGCAGCUGGCCUUCAGGGUGUCGUGUCUGCAGGAGGAGCUGGUCUCUCUCCGGCUGCAGUGCUCCAGUGUGUACAGAAAGGGCCACUUCUCCUCGGGCGGUUUGGCCGGGGACCAGGGCGGGCAGCGGGGCUCCGGGCGGGAUAGCCUCUCCCUGUCCCUGGGGGCCCAGACGCUGCUGGGAGCCGUGGGGGCCGUGGGGGCCCUGCUCAGGAGGCCCAUGUCCCGCUCAGAGCUGGUGGCCAUGUCCUCCUCAGAGGACGAAGGCAGUCUGAGGUUCAUCUACGAGCUCCUGGGCUGGGUGGAGGAGACGCAGGAUCUCCUGCAGCAGGCUGAGUGGGGAGCAGACCUCCCCUCUGUGGAGCAGCACCUGCAGGAUCACAGGAGCAUACACACUGCAGUGGAGGAGCUGUUGCACAGCCUGAAGCAGGCACGCAGCUACGAGUCCAUCAUCUCGCCUAAUUUCCACAGCAGUUACUCUGAGACCCUGGCCAAGCUGGAGCACCAGUACUGCAAACUACUGGAACACUCCUCAUGGCGGCUUCGUUGUCUGGAGAGCCUGCAGGCGUUCGUGUCGCGCUGCACGGAGGAGCUGAUCUGGCUGAACGAGAGAGAGGAGGAGGAGCUGGCCUUCGACUGGAGCGAGAGCAACACCAACAUCUCCGCCAAGAGAGAGCUGUACACUGACAUGAUGUCAGAGCUGGACGAAAAACAGGAUGUGAUGCGUUCCCUACAGGAAACAGCUGACCGCCUCUGUCUGGAGAAUCACCCAGCCAAACAGACAGUGGAGGCCUACAGCGCCGCCCUGCAGACUCAGUGGGAAUGGGUCAGGCAGCUGUGCCUUUGUGUGGAGCAGCACCUGAAAGACAACACCACCUACUUCCAGUUUGUGAGUGAUGUGAGGGACUGUGAGAGCUCCCUGCGGCAGCUGCAGGACACCAUAAAGAGACAGUACACCUGCGACAAAAACAGCAGACUGGGCAAGGUGGAGGACCUGCUGCAAGACUCUAUGGAGGAGAAGGAGCAGCUGAUUGGGUACCGCAGCACCGUGGCAGGUCUAGUGGGGCGGGCCAAGACCGUGGUUCAGCUGAGCCCACGCAACGCAGACUGCAUGGUGGCGACGACCACGCCCAUCCGGGCCAUCUGUGACUACCGGCAGAUCGAGAUCACCAUCAGUAAGGGCGAGGAGUGUGUGUUGGAAGAUAACUCCCAGCGCACCAAGUGGAAGGUCAUCAGCCCCAGUGGCAAUGAAGCCAUGGUGCCCUCCGUCUGCUUCACUGUCCCUCCCCCCAACCAGGGGGCGCUGGACACUGCCACCAGGAUGGAGCAGCUCUACCAGAAUGUGAUGGCUCUGUGGCAUCAGCUGCAUGUGAACAUGAAGAGUGUGGUCUCCUGGCACUACCUGCAGAAGGACAUCAGAACCAUUUCUUCUUGGACUCUGGACACGGUGCGUUCUCAGGCGCCAGCGGAGAGGCAACAGGCUCUGGAUAACCUGGAGGCUCACCUGACGGACUUCCUGGCAGACAGCCGAGAGAGCGCUCUCUUCACCUCCGCCGAGAGGAGAGAGCUGGAGAAGGAGGCUGAGGACUGCCGAGCUCACUGCCAGGCUCUUCUGGUCUCCAUGGAGACAGUGGAGAAGGACGAGUCGGUGUCUCGGUCCUACCUGACGGAGUUGCAGGAUAUCAAGCGUCACCUGGAGCAGGCGGAGCAGAGGCUGACCAGAGGAAUCCAGACCCCGCUCCCUAGCAACCUGAGCAGCGACGGUGGCGACAGCACCGUGCACAUCACAGAGCAAGAGACCCUGCAGCGGGACCUGGACGGGCUGCGCUCCAACCUGGGGGCCGUCUCCCGCCGCUGCGUCAGCUUCUUCCAGGAGAAGCCCUCCUCCGCCAGCGUGCCCGUGCUGCGGUCCGAGCUCAACGUGGCCGUCGAGCAGAUGGAUCGCCUGCACGCGCUGUCCUCCGUCUACCUGCACAAACUGAAGACGGUGGAUGUGUUGAUGCGCAGUUCGCAGGCUGCAGAGAGUCUGCUGAAGAAGUUUGAGAGCCGGCUGAGUGAGGAGGACAUCGUCCCGGCCGACACCAGCGCCAUCCAGGCCCUGAGAGAGCAGCUGGGGAGGUGGCACUCUGACCUGGAUGACCAGGAGCACGUCUUCCACUCCCUCAAUGCGGAGGUCCAGAGGGCCCGGGAGGCAGGGGCCCAGCUCAGCCAGCUGCACCCUGACCGCAGCCCAGAACUGGACCGCUACCAGGAGAAAGCAACCCAGCUCUCUGAGAGAUGGACCGGCGUGCGGAGACAGAUUGAGACCAGGCAAGCGGACCUGGAGACGCUGGGCUCUGUUCUGCAGCAGUACCGGGAGGGACACUCUGCUCUGAUCCAGUGGAUCGAGGAGACGACGGAGAGACAGGAGAGCACGCAGCCAGGACAGACAGACAGCAAAGUGCUGUCCGAGCAGCUCGCCCAGCAAACGGCCCUGGUGGUUGAGAUUGAACAGAACCAGGUCAAACUGGACCAGUGUCAGACACACUCCAAACAGUACUGCACCUCUGUGAAGGAUUAUGAGCUGCAGCUGAUGACGUACCGGGCCUUUGUGGAGUCGACGCAGAAAUCUCCUGUGAAGAGGAGGAGGAUGCACUCUUCAUCUGAUGCCAUCACACAGGAGUUCAUGGACCUACGCACACGCUACACGGCCCUGGUCACCCUGACGACGCAGCACGUCAAGUACAUCAGCGACGCCCUGAGAAGACUAGAGGAAGAAGAGAAAGAGGUGGAGGAGGAGAGGCAGGCGCACGUGGGGCAGGUGACUGACCUGCUCUGCUGGGUGCGGGGCCUCCAGGAACGAGCCAGGGGACACAAGGGGACACUGGCGGAGGACCCCAAAUCUGCAGAGUCAUCAUUGGCUGCACAGCAGGCCAUCAAUGAGCAGCUCGCUGCUAAGAAGGAGGAAGUGGCGGAAGCUAUCAGGAGCACCCAGGUCUUCCUCAGGUCUAAACAGGCCAGCAAGUUGUCCCCAGAGGAGCGCGCCCAUGUGGCCUCCCAGCUGGAGGAGCUGACGGACACCUACGGCCGGCUCUGCCAGAGCUCAGCCUCACAGCUGCAGCAGCUGGAGGAGCAGCUGGCCAGAGAGGAGCAGCGCAAGAGCCAAGCAGCUAUUGCUGGAGUGAUUGACCUGGGUACUGUGGAAACCUUCCCAGUAUUUCAGGCUGCACAGCGGGGACUCAUUGACCAGGACACCUGCCAUGUCCUGCUGGAGGCCCAGCUCACCAUGGGUGGCCUGCUUUUGCCUGAUUCCCCGGAGGUUAUCUCAUUGGAUGAGGGCCUUUCUCGUGGCCUGAUUGACAGCAGAACCGCCAAAUCACUGUCUGAGCUGGAGUCAGCUCUACGUGUAGUAGACAGGUUGCACCCUAAAGAAGGCCAUUUGGCCCCUGUCGCUGCAGCGAUUGAGGAGGGGCUGAUUGGGGAGGAGGUGGGCCUGAGGAUCCUGGAGCUGCAGAUGAGCGCAGGGGGUCUGCAGGAGCCAUCCUGUGGAGAGCGACUCAGCCCAGAGAUCGCAGUAGAGAGGGGCCUGCUCAGCCCCAAAGUCUACAGCAGACUCGGCUCGAGGUCCCGGCGUUGUGAGCUGAUCGACCCCAACACUGCAGAAAAGCUGAGCCUUGUUGAGCUGCAGCAGCGCUGUGUCCUGAACGACGAGUCCGGCCUGCGUUUGCUGCCCGUCAGCCAGCAGCCGGGGGGUGCCAUCUGCUUGCGCUCAGGUCGCAAAGUGGGCAUCUUCCGGGCAGUGCAAGAGGGACUGAUUGACCGGCAGGUGACUGUGCGGCUGCUGGAGGCCCAGCUGUUUGCUGGGGGCAUCGCAGACCCACGAACGGGCCACCGUCUGACGGUGGAUGAGGCCAUCCGGCAUGGUGUAAUGGACCAGGACCUAGCCUGUGCCCUGCUGACACGGCAGCUGCAGGCAGGGGGGCUCCUGGACCCAGUCAGCGGAGAGCGUUUGGGAGUGGAUGAGGCGAUUCGCAGGGAUCUGCUGGCCCCUCGGAUGGCCCUUCUGGUUUUGGAGUCUCUCUGGGCCUUCAUGGGGCUGCUGUGGCCUGAGUCAGGUGAGCUGUUGCCUAUUGCUGAGGCCCUGCAGCAGGGUGUGAUCUCUGGGGAUCUUGCUCGGCGUAUCCUGCACCAGCGGCAUCUCAUCGGAGCCCUCUACCUGCCUGAAACCAGCCGUGUGGUGCCCCUUGACCAAGCUGAAGAGGUCGUUGACACCAAAGUGGUGGAAAUUCUGAGACAGACCCAGAUACCAGAUGUGUUGCCCAACAUGACGCAGUCUGGUUCCCCUACACUGAACCGUCUGAGUUGGGGCUCAACAUCCUCUUCCUCACCCCCCACAUCACCACCAGGGAUCAGCUGUGAUCCCAGUUUCAUGAAAGGUGUGGGCCCAGUUGAACAAGCUCAGCACAGACUCCUCUUCCACCUCAUGACCUGCAGCUAUGUGGAUGCUCACUCAGGCCAGCGCUUGGUUCUGCUGGAACCAGAGCUCGCAGAGCUAGCCAGUGCUGUGAGUCUCGCCCCAGGGGGAAAUGGACCUAGUGGUGCAGAGGCAGAAUCCAAGGUUGCCCCAGUUGGCACAGCUACCCAACAGCUCAGAGACACAGAUGAUCUUGGGUUUGAGCUCUCCUGGAGUGACACAGAAGAACAGGGCACCACAGAAAUGAUGGAAAUACAAGAUGAAAGCUCUAAAUACAGCAUCUUGAGGAAAGAUAUCACACCCUGGAAAAAGGGAGAUGGGGAUCAUGGCCCAGUGUCCAAGGAAAUCCAUGAACAUGCUGCUCAGAGUGAUCAAACAAAGAGAGUAACUGAACAAAUGAGUGUCUCAUUGUGUGGGGCCGACAUGGACAUGGCUGAAUCUGCCACUGUGGAGAGAAAAGGGGAAGCAAUGGAUAAUGUAAGGCCAGAAAUUGUGAAAGAGGGGAAGACCGAACAGAGGAAAAAAAGACAUGUGUUAGAGGGUGGGCAGAGUGGAGUGGGAGAUGAGAUGGCCUCAAUCAAAGAGGAGUCCCAUGAAGUACUCUCAGAAUUCUCAGCCAUGGAUGUCCCAGUGAUUGAGUUUGAGAAACCUAAAAGAGCCCCAAGGGAAGCAGCCCAGCACCCAGAGGGUGUAGACCAGCCCCAAGUGGAAGAGGCCGAGCCAGAGCUAUUAGACCAGUUGGUGGCACGGCUUAAGCAAACUGGGGCACCUUGGGCAGAUAAAACCACUGCAGACAGGCAUGAGCGAGAGAUCAUGGAUGCUGAAAUGCCUCUGAUGAUUGUAGAAGAAGAUGACCAGGAAAUUGUGAGUCUGGAUAGAGUCAGCAUUGAGACUCCCGCUGUACAGGGAGACACAAAACAGAAAAGCCAAACUGUCCAACUUGUGGAAAGUGGGCUUCUUGACAGAGCUGAACUCUUGAGAACUGCUAAGCAGGCAUUGAAAGCGAGGAAGAAGGGAGACAAAGAAGCAGAGAAGAAGGGGGUGGCAUUGGAGCGCAAUGGGCAGGUUGAGAGGGAUGUCGAGAAGCCGGUGAAGGAAGGUCAUACCCAGCAUGUAAGCUCAGGAUUGAGCUUUAGUCAAGUGGGAGACUCUCCAGAGCAAAGUGAAGAUCAAGAGCUGGAGCGGCUGGCCCGGGAGCUGCAGGAAGGUGGCCUUAGAACUGACAGAGGAGAGCGCCUGCUGCUGGAUGAGGCUGUGUCCCAGGGUAUGUUGCCGGGCCACACAGCGGUCAAGCUGAUGCAGCGGGCAGGGCUGUUUGGGGGCUUUCUGGAUGUGAGCACGUGCGAAGCACUGAGUGUGGAAGAUGUUGUGCAGGAGGGCUUGCUGGAUGAGAGCUUGAUGAGGAGCGUGCUCCGAUCUGAGAAGACACUGUCAGGUGUGGUAGAUGUGGAACAUGGGAAGCUAUAUUCCCUGCAGGAUGCUGCCAGAGUUGGGCUACUGGACCCUGAAACUGUUGCCAGGCUCCUAGAGGCUCAGGUUGUCUCAGGGGGUGUGGUGGACCUGCGGAGAGGGAAGAAGGUGUCUGUUACUCUGGCGUCCAACCUAGGGCUAAUUGAUGAAGGUCAGAGGGAAGAACUAACCAUUCUGGAGAAGUCCUGCCGGGGGAAGAGCUCAGACCCUGGGGUGGCCUUCUCUAAGGCCACCCUGCAGCUGCAGAUGGAUGGGGUGGUAGACCCAAAAACAAGGGUACCUGUGCCUCUGGUGGAAGGUAUGCAGAAGGGGCUGCUGGGUCAGGAGGAGGCACGGAGGGUUCUGUCAGAGCAGGUGGCAGAAGGGGGCAUUAUGCACCAUGGCUCUGGGGUCCGGCUGUCUGUCAAAGACGCACUGCAGCGAGGCCUGGUGGAUGAGGGGAUGGCCCAGGAGCUGGAACAUUUGGAAAGAGCAUGCCGUGACCCCAAAUUAUCUAGCAUUGACCCCAGUGCUGCCUUCCUGCUGGCUUCUACUGGCAGCAUCUCUGACCCGGAAUCUGGAAGUAGGCUUACACUGUCAGAAGCGUUGUCUCGAGGCCUGCUGGAUAAUGCCACUGCUGAAAGUGCCAUGGCCUCACCUGGAGUUGUGCGGGGUAUGCUGGAACCUCAUAGUGCCCGUAUUGUGCCUUACUCAGAGCUCAUCAACCAGGGAAAAAUUGACAUAGAGACUGGUCAACGUUUCCUGGAAGUGCGUUCCUUCCAGGGGGUGUUGGACAAGCAGACAGGCAUGGUUAUGACUCUGCCCCAGGCCUUGGAGGCUCUCCAGGUCGACAAGGUGCCGGCAAUGAGGCUGCUGCAAAAUCAGGCAGAUACGGGUGGGAUUGUGGACAUUUACACAGGAGAGAGGCUGCCUCUGCCCGAAGCAGUGACACGGGGCAUGGUGGGAGAGAGCAUGGCCAGGCUGAUUGCCACCAACCAGAUGCAGGCGGGGGGUCUACUUGACCCAGCCAGUGGGGAGAGGGUUCCCAGCCUCAGGGAGGCUACAGAAGCCGGGCUGAUCACCAGGGAUAUAGCCGCUGCCCUCCAGGGCAACCUAGAUACUCUCGUUGAGGAAGAGGAGGAAGAUGAAGAAAACACAGAUGCUGAGAGUGAAAUACUCACAGGUUCUGUAAAUGGUUCUGUAAAUACACUGCCAUCAUCUGAACGUGGAAACCAAACUAAGAAGCUCUCUGUUAAGGAUGAGCAGAUUUCUGUACCCUCACAUCUGGGAGAUUUAAACACAGAGUCCCUUGCUAUGAGAACUGCAGUAGACAUACCACAAUCUGCCAAGUCCCUCAAGAUUUUGGCGUCCUCCCACAUCGAGGUCAGCAGGGAGCCUGAAAAUCUGCUCAUACCAGGUAUGUCAACAAGUGAAAAACCAUUGGAAGAGGAAGUGGACAGUUCCUUGGAAACACUAGCUCUCUUUGCAGCUGGUGCAGGAAAGAGACUACAGCAGGCACUGGAGGAGAUGGACCAGCACAAGAAGCCUGUUGAAGCAAAACCAUUGAUUUACAACAAAUCUCCUGCAUGCAUCAGUAUGGAGGCUGAAGCGAGGGAGGAUAGGAAUGACCCUAAUAGGGCACAUCACUCAGCAGCUACUCCCUCACAGGCCUAUAAACCUGACCAGGCACCAGACUUAGGGUCUCAGACUCCACUCCAUGGUGAGGCAGUGCUCCUGCAGUCUGACAGGCUAAGAGCGGAACCAAACAACUCAAGCGAUGGAGAAGUAAUACCUCAAGAACAAGACCGGUCAGAUGAGAAGGUACCUGCUUCAGUUGCCACACAAAUUGCAUACACUAAAAAUGCAAGGUACCAAGAGAGCUGGGGUUCUGGGGAAAGCAUGGGCACCUCCACUCUUCCCCUGGAAAUAGAGCCAAGCAAUGGAAGAAAGGGAACAGGUUCAAGUAUGGAAGUUGGGAUUGAGGUGGGAAGGAAUAGGAGGGAAGAAACUAGCAUAGUCCCUGACUCAAAAGAGUCUGAAAAAAAGAUGACAGGAGAAGAGGGAGAGAGAGACCUGAAACAGAGGCAUACCAACAAGGCUGUACCUUCUUCAGAGAAUAAACAUGAUCAAACCAAGGAGGAUGAGGACGAGAGGAGGAUAAAGUCCCCUUCACUUCAAAAAGGGGACCUUACCGAGGGGUGGUCCCAGAGCAUGGGGGUAUUGCAGGAACAGGAUGUCAGGGAACAGGUUCUGCCUGCUGUCAAAGUGAAGUCAAAGAGUGAGGUUGCAGGGUCAGGGAAGAGCGUGCCCAUCAAAACCUCAGGGGAGAUGAAACCAGAGAUUCUAGAUAGUCCACUUGAACAGGAAGUCCGCUUUGUUGGAAAGGAAAUAGGUCAUGGUGCAGAGGUUGCAUCCCAAAAAACCAAAGUGGUUCCAGAAAUGCAGAGAGAUGAGCCAGUCAGAGACCUAAUUAGGGAUGAGAGCCCAUUAGUCUCAGAUGGGCACACAGAUCAGGAGAUGACAGCAGAGGGAACUGUUCCCCAUCAAGCCCUGGAGCUGAUUGAAGAAGCAGAACCGCAAGUGGAGCAGACAACUCCAAACGAGGGAGAACAGCAGCAGAUAAAGAGGAGAGAUACAGACUCUGCUCAGAAAGUGGCUCAUGGGCCCAGUGAGAAAGAGGUACUGCUGAUGAAGGCAAAGGAGAGCAUUCUGAGGAAGGUGUUUGAGCGAGGAGUGAGUGAGAGGCAGGCUGCUGAUGAACUUGAGGCACUACAUAAGGUGCCAGGGAAAACAGAGCACCUCCUGGUCCCAGCAGAAGAACGCAAUCGAGAGACCAACUUAGAGCAAAGGACAGAGGUUAAAAAGGCAAAUGAAUCCAAACAGAAUGAUAAGGAAAUGGAGGAGCCUGCUUCCUUGCUGUCGCAGGAUCAUGUUUCAGAUUUGGCUCAACCAAUCAGAAGGGAGAUUAAAGGUAGAACAGAGGAGGGACAACAGGGCCAACCUGGGCCAGGCAAAGGGGAAUCGCUACCAGAACUGGCAGAGUGUGUGGAUAUGCAGAGUCGGCCUGAAAGAGCCAAUAUGAUGGAGGGCCUUGUGGCCAAGGACCACAAGGAUGUCGGGGUCAGCCAAAGGCCCACAUCAGCCCCAAGUGCAAAUGAAGAAUUGGAUGCAGACCAGCAAAAAUUAACUCAUGAUUAUGUCCCAGCCCUAAAGGAAGUGCCUGCUGGUCUUCAAAGACUGGCCGAAGAAGACAGACUGGAUGUCAGCAAAACUGAGGCACAGCGCAAAGAUGUUCCCAACCAGCAGAGCACGUCUGCAAUGCAACCUGUCCCACAGGAGAUAUCCGAGUCUCAUCCUCUGGAGAAUGUGGACAGCCGCUCCCCAAUUUUGGGCGAAAUGGGGGCAUCAAACAGCAUCACCCCAACCUAUCAGGGUGCAGAGGUAUUCCUGGAGAAAACAAAGGAGGAGCUGAGGCUGGAUAUUUCCCCAAGUGACCACACAGCAGGUACUGAGGGAUCCAAACUUCAGGAGUCCCCAGAUUCUGGACAUUCCCAAUCAGAGGAGACUCUUGAGUCUGAUGUGACAGAAAGUAUGGAGGAAGAAGAGGAGGCAGAAGUUGAGACCAAAGUGCAGCAGAAAGAGAGAAAGAAGAGCACCUCUAAGGGCAGCAAGUUUCAUCCCCUGCCUCAGUCCUCAUUGGUGCGUCAGGAGUGCCUGGAGCAUGAUCAGCAAAUUGUAGCCCUCAUCUCCAUGGUGGGACACAUCCAGGUCCGCCUCAAACAGCAGCGGCAGCAGUCUAUUGGCCGCAGCCUCAAUGCUCUUGAUGACAUCAUCAGGCAGGUGGAGGCUCUGGAUCUAGAGCUGGUUGAUUUGGAGCCAGAAGUGAAGCGGGAAGUAGAGGCAGCAGCACGGCUGCUGGAGCCCUGCCCAGAGGAAGUUCCACCUCAACUACUUAAAGCGCUGGAAAAGGAUCAGCGGAGCCUGGCCCGCGGCUAUGCUGCUGCUAGAGAGGCUGCCCAGAAUGCACUGCAGGGCCUACGUGCACACCGAGAUUCACAGAAGGAGACAGUGAGCACUGAACUGCAGUCUCUCGGGCAGAGAGUGGAGGACCUCCUGUCCUGGCUGAAGGAGACUGAGUCAGCGACGGAGACACAGGUAGACAGAGUGACAGGGACAGAUGUGCAGGCACAGGGGGAGAGUGUGAGAGAUGGGACAUCUGCACAACUCACACAAAAACUGCAACUUUGCAAGGAGCUGCAGUCCUCUCUCUCUGCUCGCUCAGGAGAUGUUGCCUCUGUGGGGCUUGAUGUCCAGGUGUUCAUCUCAGAGCAGGCUCAGGACCUGGCGCCCGAACAGAGCAGGCAGCUGCUGGGACGCCUGCAGCAGCUGCAGAGGGCCUUCCAUGAGGCAGCGGGCCGCACCCAGGCGCGGGCCGACGGCCUCGCCGCCCAGAGAGAGAGGGAGGAGGAGCGCGAGCGCAGGGAGAGAGAGAAGGAGCAGAAGGAGAAAGAGAGGGAGAAAGACAGACAGAUCGCCAGGGAGAGAGAGGUCACAAAGCAGCAGAAGGCGGAGUGCUCUCAGAAGCUGGAAGGCCUGGCCAUGUGGCUGGCAGGAGCCGCCAGCACGCUGGCCAAUCAGAAAGCAGGAGCUGCGUCAGGUGAUGUUGGUGCGCUGCAGCAAAAGCAGAGAGAACUGAAGGAGGUCCAGCGUGACCUGCAGACGCGGGGAGACGGAGUGUCGGAGGCGGUGAGGGGAGUGGAGGAGUUCCUGGCCGAGAAGGGCGACAGCCUGAGUGCAGAAGAGAGGGCCAGCCUGCAGAGGGCGCUGUCCCAGGUGCGAGAGCAGUACAGCUCCCUGACGGACACCACCCAGACCUCCCUGGCCCAGCUGGACACAGACAUCAGCGCCACAGUCCAGCAGAACACCCAGAGGGCAAAGGCAGUGGAGGAGCUGCAGGAGACUCAGGGAAAGAUUGACACACUACUGAGGGACCUGUCAUCACUACAACAGCCUGGAAAGACACCCACGACUGUCAUGCAAACAGAUUCUGCAUCCUCCACGCAGCCAGGGGGCGCUGUACACUCACACUGUGAUGCCCUCCAGGCGCAGCUGCAGCAGCUGCAGGCCCAGCAGGCCGAGCUGAUGCAGGUGUCUCAGUCCGCGCAGUCGCUCCUGGAGCAGCCGGACUCCAGCGUGCCCGCGCAGGAGAAGCAGCGUCUGCGUGCGGCUCUGUCGCAGCUGCGCAGCCAGCACCAGGAGCGUCUGCAGGGCUGCCAGGACCGGCUGCGCAGGGCCGACGCCCUGCGGGACGAGCUGGCCAAGUUCCUGCAGGAGCACGGCCACCUGGGGGCCUGGCUGGAGCAGAGCGAGCAGGAGCUGCGUUCCCUGGGGGAAGGAGAAACCGACGCGCGGGGGCUGAGGGGACGGCUGGAGGAACACAAGAAGUUGGCGGAGGACGUGAUUUGCCACAAGGCGGACUUGCGGUUCGUGUCCAUCUCGGGGCAGAAGGUUCUGGACUGGGUCCAGGCGGCGCGGGGGAGAGAGGGCGGGGUGGACCCGGCUCUGGAGGAGACGCAGCAGCUGGUCAGCGACAAGCUCCAGGACGCCACUCAGCGAUACACCGCCCUGCACAGCAAGUCCUCAGAUCUGGGCACACAUCUGACUGGGUUGUUGGACCGGUACCAGCAGUACCAGGAUGAGGCGGGCUCACUGGAGUCCUGGCUGACUGCGCAGGAACAGAACCAGAAUGUGGUGGGACCGAGCGGAGAGCAGACAGACCCACAGACACUCCAGAACACUCUGCGUGCCGUACAGCUGGUGCAGGACGAGCUGGCGGAGCGCUCUGUGCAGCUGGAGAGAGUGAGGAGAGCAGAGAGAGAGCUGGCCCACACUCACGAGCCCCCCACACUGAGAGCCUCUGACAUCAGCAGCACCGCAGACGCUCUCUCGGGUCGUUUCGGUGCGUUCUCGGCCUCAGUGUCAGCGCGGGCGGAGCAGCUCCAGACGGCCGUGGCCCAAUCUCUCAGUGUUCAGGAGGGGCUGCAGACGCUGCUGUCCUGGCUCAACGGGCUGGUGCUGACCCCAGGGCCGGUCCCCCCCACCGCCCAGGCCGUUCAGGACGCCCUGACCCAGAAUCAGAAACUGCGGCAGGAGCUGCUGUCCAGGCAGGGCAGUGUGGACACCAUGCGGGACUCUGUAUCCAAACUGCUCCAGACGGCCGAUGCGACGACGUCCUCCGGACUGCAGAGGGCGCUGCAGGAUCUCAGUCAGCGCUACACAGAGGCCCAGGCCAAGCAGAGCGAGAGGGAGGCAGAGCUGCGCUCUCUUCUGCCCAGGCUGGAGAGCUACGAGCGUCUGAGCGCUGACCUGCGCAGCUUCACCCAGAGCCGCCAGAGAGCUCUGAGCCUGGGAGGCCAGCCAGACUGCAGCGUGGAGGACUACAGACAGACCAUAGAGGAAGUGAAGUCGGAGCUGAACCAGGAAGCAGAUCAGCUGAAGUCCCUGUGUGACCUUGGGACAGAUCUGAGCCAGUCCCGGGUCCUCACAAACACGCAGAGCCUCGUAGACACAGUGAGAGAGGUGUCCGAUGAGUUUGCCCGACUGCAAUCCAGUGUGAACGAGAGGUUCAAUGCUGUUCAGAGCUGUGGGGAGCAGCUGGCGCAGUUCCGCUCCCUCUCUGGCGCCCUCCUCAGGUGGCUGCAGGCAACACAGGAGCAGCUGCCUUCAGAGGAGCCCAGCCUCAACACUGAGGCCCUGCAGAGGAGGGUACAGCAGCUGCAGGAGCUGCUCAGUGACUGGGAGGCCCAGGGGGGUCGGGUCCAGGAGCUGAACCAGACCGGGUCAGAACUGGAGGCCCAGAUCAUCAGCAUCACCGCGCCUUCCAGCAAGACUGGUGUUCCCCAGCUCAAUGGUGCCGGCAGUCCCAGCAGUAUUAAUGGCAUUCACACCUGCAAAGACCUGACGGAGAUCCAGGUGGCGCUGGGCGAUGUGAACGGGGGCUAUGAGCGUUUGGGCGGGGAGCUGCGUGACCGGCGGGGGCGUCAGACCUCGUCCCUGGAGCUGCGUCAGCGUGCCAGGCAGGACGCCGACGCCCUCACCUGCUGGCUGGGCGACCGCGAGCACACCCUGGCCCUCGGGCAGACCGCCUCCCCCUCCAAACCCGAAGUGGUACGCGCCCAGGCUCAGCAAAACAAGGCGCUGCUGUCAGAGCUGGCAGAGCAUUCUGGGAAGGUGGAGGAACUGAAGAGCUCUCUACAGCAGCUAAUCACAGAGAACCCAGACUCCCCUGAAGCUGAGAAGUGGAAGGAGCAGCUCAGAGACAUCGACUCCAGAUGGGAGAAAGCCAAUCAAAUGGCGGCUCAAAGACAGACCGAACUGGAGACCUGCGCUGAUAGGCUGGGAAGCUUUGCAGCGGCAGCCAGUCAGCUGGGACCCUGGCUUCGAGAGAAGGAGCUGAUGAUGAGCGUGCUUGGGCCCCUGAGCAUCGACCCCAACAUGCUGAACACCCAGAAACAACAAGUACAGUUUAUGCUACGUGAGUUUGAGACGCGGAGGCCCCAGUUCGACCAGCUCACCCAGGCCGCCGAGGGCAUCCUCUCCCCCACCGGGGAGCAGGGCCCGGGGGAGGCGCAGGACCAGGAGGAGGUGCGGGGGGAGCUGGAGGCCGUCUCGCAGCAGUGGGGCGACCUGACGGGGCGUCUGUCCCAGCGCUCGGACCAGAUCGAGCGGGCGCAGGGGACCAGCGAGCAGUAUCAGGCCCUGCUGCGGGAGCUGGGCCUCAGCCUGAGCGCGCUGGGAGAGAGGCUGGAUGGCCAGGCCUCCCUCAGCGCCCAGCCCGAGGCCCUCCGGCGCCGCCUGCAGGAGACGGGCGAGAUCCGCGCGGAGCUGGAGCAGCGGCGUGGCGAGCUGGGCCGGGCCGAGGAGCUCUGCCACGAGCUGAGCGCCAUCGUCGUGGAGCCCUACCUCAGAGACGAGCUCCGCAAGAGGCUGGAGAGUGUGAGCGGCCCCCUGAGGAGCCUGGAGGAGAGAGCCGAGGAUGGUAUGUCCCAGCUCCAGGCCGCCCUCUCCAGCACGCAGCAGUUCCAGCAGAUGUUUGAGGAGCUGCGCGGCUGGCUGGACGAGCACAGCGGUCACCAGCUGGCGGGCGGGGUGUGUGCCUCCCUGCCCUGCGAGCCGGGGCCCCUGAAGGCCCUGCUGGAGCAGCAGGAGGAGUUCCAGCGCGGGCUGGCGCAGCAGCGCGGCUCCUACGACCUCCUGCAGGCCGAGGGCGUGUCCCUGCUGGCCUCGCUGCCCGCGGGCGGGGAGGAGAGGGCCAGCCUGCAGUCCCGACUCGCCACCCUGCGCCAGGACUGGGAGGCGCUGACCCAGGGAGCCGCCCAGCGCCAGGCCGGCCUGCGGGAGGCGCUGUCGCGCGCCCAGCUCUACCAGCAGCACCGCGCCCAGCUGGGCCCCUGGGUGGAGGCCUGCGAGGGCCAGGAGGGCCGCAUCCAGCCGUCUCUGGAGCCCGCCGCCCUGGAGGAGGCCCUGCAGGAGGCCCGGCGCCUGGGCCUGGACCUGGAGCGCCGUCGCCCCCUGCUGGAGGCCCUGAACGGCGCGGCCGACCAGCUGCUGGAGCUGUGCCGGGCGGGGGAGGAGGAGGUGCGGGACGAGAAGGCGGCGCUGAACGGCCGCGUGGACGGGCUGGGGGAGCGGCUCCACGCCCGCACCGCCCAGCUGGAGGAGCUGGCGGGCAGGCUGCGUGAGUUCGAGGAGGGCCGGCAGGCAGUGGAGAGGAGGCUGGAGGCGGCCCGGCACCAGAUCGAAGUGCAGGAGGCGCUGGGCCCCCAGGCCUGCAGCAACAAGAGCCUGGAGCGUCUGCGCGGCCAGCAGGAGGCGCUGCUGUCCCUGCGGCCGCAGGUGGAGUACCUCCGCGGCCUGGCCGGGGGGCUGGUGCAGGACGCCCCGUCGACACCAGGGGGCGACCAGGGGGGCCAGAGGCUGGAGCAGCAGGCCACGGACAUGGAGAGAGAGUUCGGAGACGUCAGCGAGAAGAUCGAGCAGUGCUGCUCCUCUCUGGAGCGGAGGCUCCAGGGCGUGGGGGAGGUGCAGUCGAGCGUCCGCGACGUCUUCUCUCGCCUGGCCGACCUGGACGACGAGCUGGACGCGCUGAGCCCGGUGGGCCGGGACGCCGACGCGCUGGCCUCGCAGGCGGACGCGGUGAGGGGCAUGCUGGGACGGCUGGCGGCCCUGCGCUCGGAGCUGGAGGGCCACGGCGGCGACUGCACGGCCAUGCUGCGGCGCGAGGGCAGCUCCCCCGACCUGCUGGCCCUGCGGCGGGAGACCGAGGCCCUCAGCCGCCAGGCCGCCAAGCUGGCCGAGAGGGGGCAGGGCCGGCUGGCGCAGAUCGGGGACGCCGCCGAGCGCGUGCGGGAGUUCUACGCCCGCGUGGCCGAGCUGCAGGGGCUGCUGGGACGCGCCGAGGACGGGCUGAACGCCCAGGGGGCCGUCGGCACCGAGGUGGAGCUCAUCAAGCAGCAGCUCCAGGAGUUCAAGGGUCUGGAGCGGGAGCAGGUAGACUGUAUACAGCCCAAGCUUCAGCAGGUUAAUGCUGUGGGUCAGGGUUUGAUACAGAGUGCCGCCAAGGACACUGACACACAGGCACUGGAACAUGACCUGGAAACCACCAACCUGCGCUGGAACUCCCUCAACAAAAGGGUGGCCGAGCGCGUUGCACAGCUUCAGGAAGCUCUGUUGCAUUGUGGGAAGUUCCAGGAUGCACUGGAGCCCUUGUUGAGCUGGCUGAGUGAUACAGAAGAGCUGAUAGCCAAUCAGAAGCCUCCAUCAGCCGAGUACAGAGUGGUCAAGGCUCAGAUACAGGAACAAAAGCUGCUGCAGCGGUUGCUGGAUGAUCGGCGCGGGACGGUGCAGAUGAUUCGGGCGGAGGGUGAGCGCAUCGCCGCCGCUGCUGAGCCGCAGGACAGAGACAAGAUCCGCAAGCAGCUGGAGAGCCUGGGAGAGAGAUGGACCGACCUGCUGGAUAAAGCCAGCGCAAGGCAGAGCCAGCUGGAGGAGCUGCAGGUCCUGGCUCUUCAGUUCCACGAGGCCGUGGAGCCCCUGGGGGAGUGGCUGAGUGCCACAGAGAGACGCCUCAGCUCCGCCGAGCCCAUGGGCACCCAGACCGCCAAGAUCACCCAGCAGAUCGCCCGCCACAAGGCCCUACAAGAGGAAGUGUCCUCUCGGGGGCCGGAGGUGGAGCGUCUGGAGGCUCUGGGCCAAUCGCUGUCCCCGCUCAGUUGCGCGGCGGACCGCGAUUGGCUGGGGGAGCGCGUAGGGGCGGUUCGGGGCGGGCACGCAGAGCUGCGCGACAGGGUCGAGAGGCGGGCGGCCAUGUUGGAGCAGGCCCUGGCCAACGCCCAGCUGUUCGGGGAGGAGGAGGUGGAGGUGCUCAACUGGCUGGCCGAGGUGGCACAGAGACUGGCCGAGGUGUCAGUGCAGAGCUACCAGCCUGAGCAGCUCACCCAGCUGCACAAACACACCCUGUCGCUGAACGAGGAGAUUGUGAGCCGGAAGAAGACUGUGGACCAGGCCAUUAAGAACGGCCAAGCCCUGUUGAAACAGACAACAGGUGAGGAGGUGCUGCUGAUCCAGGAGAAGCUGGACGGGAUUAAGAGCCGUUACGCAGAGAUGACCGCCGGCAGCAGCAAGGCCCUGAGGACCCUGGAGCAGGCCCUGCAGCUCGCCACGCGAUUCGCCACUGCCCACGACAACAUCAACCAAUGGCUCGACAGCGUGGAGGCAGAGCUUAACAACGGAGAGCCUGACACCACGCCUGCCUAUCAGGACAGACAAAAGGAGCUGAAGUGUGUGUCGGCGGAGAAGCGACUGGUUCUGGACACGGUGAAUGAGGUGGGCAGCGCCCUGCUGGACCUGGUGCCCUGGCGCGCCCGCGAAGGCCUCGAUCGCCUGGUCGCCGAUGCCAACCAGCGCUACCGCCAGGCCGAUGAGACCAUCACUCAGCGUGUGCAGCUAGUGCAGGCUGCCAUCCAGAGGUCACAACAGUACGAGGAGGCGGUGGACGCGGAGCUGGCCUGGGUAGGGGAGACGGAGAGGAAGCUGGGCUCCCUGGGGCCCCUCAGCCUGGAGCCCGACGUGACCGUGGCCCAGCUGCAGGUGCAGAGGGCCUUCAACAUCGACAUCAUCCGCCACAAAGACACCGUCGACCAGCUGCUCAACACCCGCGACGACAUCCUGGAGACCUGCAGCGACCAGCAGAGGGAGUCCCUGCAGGUAAAGACAGACACCCUGAGCGCUCGCUACGAGGCGGUGAGUCAGAGCCACUCGGAGCGCUUCUCGGCCCUGGAGCAGGCCCAGGUGCUGGUGGCCCGUUUCUGGGAGACGUACGAGGAGCUGGAUCCCUGGCUGGGUGAGACAGAGACCCUCAUCGCCCAGCUGCCCCCGCCCGCCAUCGACACGGAGGCCCUGAGACUGCAGCAGGACCAGAUGAGGCUCCUGCGGGAGUCCAUUGCGGAGCACAAGCCCCACAUCGACAAGCUGCUGAAGAUCGGGCCGCAGAUGGCCGAGCUGAGCGCCCAGGAGGGGGCGACGGUGAGGCAGCGCUUCAGCGAGGCUGAGAAGCGCUACCUGGCCAUCAAAGAAGAAGUGAAGGGCCGGGCCGGAGCGCUGGACGAGGCCGUGUCCCAGUCCGCACAGUUCCACGAUAAGAUGGACCCCCUGCUGGAGACCCUGGAGGGGGCCGUGCAGCGGCUAAGGCAGCCCCCGCCCGUGGCCGCAGAGGUGGAGAAGAUCCGGGAGCAGCUGACCGAUCACCGCGCCACGGGCCUGGAACUCGACAAACUCCUGCCCUCCUUUAGCGCCCUGUGCACCCGCGGAGAGGAGCUCAUCACCCGCGCACCCCACGAUGACCCCGCCGCCCAGGCGGUGCGUUCCCGGCUGCUUCGGCUGCGCUCCCUGUGGGAGGAGAUCCGGCAGCGCGCGGAGGAGCGGGAGGGAAAGCUGCAGGACGUGCUGGACCUGGCCGGAAAGUUCUGGGCCGACAUGGCGGCGCUCCUGAGCACGCUCCGCGACUCGCAGGACAUCGUGAAGGACCUGGAGGACCCGGGCGUGGACCCGUCGCUCAUCAAGCAGCAGAUCGAGGCCGCUGAGGCCAUCAAAGCGGAGACGGACGGGCUGAGGGAGGAGCUGGAGUUUGUGCGCACGCUGGGCGCUGACCUCAUCUUCGCCUGCGGGGAGACCGAGAAGCCCGAGGUCAAGAAGACCAUCGACGAGAUGAACGGAGCGUGGGAAGGGCUGAACAGGACCUGGCGGGAGCGCAUGGAGAGACUAGACGAGGCCAUGACAGCCUCCGUGCAGUACCAGGAUGCUUUGCAGGGCAUGUUCGACUACCUGGACAAUGCCGUCAUCAAGCUGUGUGACAUGUCUACCGUGGGAACUGACCUCAGCACUGUCAAACAGCAGAUCGAGGAGCUGAAGCAGUUCAAGGUGGAGGUGUACCAGCAGCAGAUCGACAUGGAGAAGCUCUGCCACCAGGGGGAGCUGCUGCUGAAGAAGGUGUCCGACCACGCCGACCAAGACAUGAUCCAGGAGCCCCUCACUGAGCUCAGGCACCUGUGGGAUAAUCUGGGGGACAAGAUCACACACAGACAGCACAAGCUGGAGGGUGCUCUCCUGGCGUUGGGUCAGUUCCAGCAUGCCCUGUCAGAGCUGCAGUCCUGGCUCAGCCACACCCACACCACCCUGGACACCCAGCGGCCAAUCAGCUCCGACCCCAAAGCCAUCGAGAUCGAGCUGGCCAAGCACCACGUCCUGCGGAACGACGUGUUGUCGCACCGCUCCACGGUGGAGACGGUGAGCGGAGCGGGGACCGAGCUGCUGGAGUCCAGCCCCGGGGACGAGGCCAGCCACCUGCGCGCCCAGCUGGACGAGCUGAACCGAACCUGGGAGAGCCUGCUACUCAAGACCCAGGAGAGACAGGCCCUGCUGGAGGCCGCACUGCAACAGGCGGAGGGUUUCCACGGCGAGCUGGAGGAGUUUCUGCAGUGGUUGAGGCGCACGGAGAGCCAGCUGUCCUCCGCCAAACCCACCGGUGGCCUGCCCGAGACUGCCAGAGAACAGCUGCAGCAGCACGUGGAGCUCCAGGCUCAGCUGGCCAAGCGAGCGGAGCCGUACCACCGUCUGCUGGACCAGGGCGAGGCCAUGCUGCUGUCCCGGGGGGAGGAGGCCGGGCCCGGCACCACCCAGACCCAGCAGAACCUGGGCCUGCUGCAGAACAAGUGGGCCAGCCUCAACACCAAGAUGGACGACCGGAGGGCGAAGUUGGAGGAGGCCGUUUCCCUGGCCACAGGGUUCCAGUCCUCCCUGCAGGACACCAUAAACUGGCUGACUCAGGCAGAGCAGGCCCUCAACAUGGCCCAGCCCCCCAGCCUCAUCCUGGACACGGUCCUCUUCCAAAUCGACGAGCACAAGGUGUUUGUGAAUGAGGUGAACACUCACAGGGAGCAGGUGCUGGCUCUGGAGAAGGCGGGCUCACAGCUGCGCUUCGCCAGUCUGAAGCAGGACGUGGUUCUGAUAAAGAACCUGCUGCUGAGCGUGCAGGCGCGCUGGGACAAGCUGGUGCAGAGGUCCCUGGACCGCGGCCGACACCUGGACGAGGCCCGCAAGAGGGCCAAGCAGUUCCACGAGGCCUGGAGGAAGCUGUCAGACUGGCUGGAGGAGGCAGAGAGCCGGCUGGACUCAGAGCUGGAGAUCUCCAACGAGCCAGACAAGAUCAAAGUGCAGCUGGCCAAGCACAAGGAGUUCCAGAAAGCUCUGGGCUCGAAGCAGCCGGUCUACGACACCACGGUCCGAUCGGGACGAGCCAUGAGGGACAAGGCCACCCUGGCAGCCGACACCCAGAAACUGGACAAUUUACUGGGAGAGGUCCGGGACAAGUGGGACACAGUGUGUGGGAAGAGUGUAGAGAGGCAGCACAAGCUGGAGGAGGCGCUGCUGUUCUCGGGGCAGUUUGCUGAAGCCCUGCAGGCUCUGGUGGACUGGCUGUACCGUGUGGAGCCCCAGCUGAGUGAGGACCAGCCCGUCCACGGAGACCUGGACCUCGUCUCAAACCUAAUGGACUCUCACAAGGCCUUCCAGAAGGCUGGGAAGAGGACGAGCAGCGUUCAGGCGCUGAAACGCUCGGCCCGUGAGCUGAUGGAGACGGGGCGUGACGACACUGCCUGGGUGCGCGUGCAGCUGCAGGAGCUCAGCAACCGCUGGGACACCGUCUGCGCCCUGUCCGUCACCAAGCAGACCCGCCUCCAGAAGGCCCUCAAGCAGGCGGAGGAGUUCCGCGCGGCGGUGCAGCUGCUGCUGGAGUGGCUGUCGGAGGCGGAGCAGACGCUGCGUUUCCGCGGCGUCCUCCCGGAGGAGGCGGAGACUCUGCAGGCGCUGCCGCUCCACAGAGACUUCAUGCAGACGGUGGAGGAGAAGCGCUCCGACGUCAACAGGGCCGCCGGCCUCGGGGAGGCCAUCCUCACCGUCUGCCACCCCGACUGCAUCACCACCAUCAAGCACUGGAUCACCAUCAUCAGAGCCCGCUUCGAGGAGGUACUCACAUGGGCCAAACAGCACGAGCAGCGUCUGGAGACGGCCCUCACAGAGUUACUAAACAAUGCAGCCCUAUUGGAGGAACUGUUGUCAUGGCUGCAGUGGGCGGAGACUACCCUGGUUCAGCGGGACACCGAGCCCCUCCCCCAGGACAUCCCUCAACUAAAAACGCUAAUUACAGAGCACCAGGUGUUCAUGGAGGAGAUGACACAGAAGCAGCCGGACGUUGACCGCGUCACCAAAACCUACAAGAGGAAGACCGCCGAGCCCCCCAGCAGCCUGGCCGAGAGACGCGGACAACGUAAACAGCCACAACCGCAGCAGGCGCAGGCAGCCAUGCAGGUUCCCGGGGGCAACCCUCGCCUCAACCAGCUGUGCUCCCGCUGGCAGCAGGUGUGGCUGCUGGCUCUGGACCGCCAGCGCAAGCUAAACGACGCCCUCGACAGGCUGGAGGAGCUGAAAGAGUUCGCCAACUUCGACUUUGACGUUUGGCGGAAGAAGUACAUGCGCUGGAUGAACCACAAGAAGUCUCGUGUGAUGGAUUUCUUCCGUCGCAUCGACAAGGACCAGGACGGCAAGAUCACCCGCCAGGAGUUCAUCGAUGGCAUCUUAGCCUCCAAGUUCCCCACCAGCAAGCUGGAGAUGACCGCGGUGGCUGACAUCUUUGACCGCGAUGGUGACGGUUACAUUGAUUAUUAUGAGUUUGUGGCAGCGCUGCACCCCAAUAAGGACGCGUACCGCCCCACUACUGAUGCUGACAAGAUCGAGGAUGAGGUGACCAGACAGGUGGCACAGUGUAAAUGUGCCAAGAGAUUCCAGGUGGAGCAGAUCGGGGAGAACAAGUACAGGUUCUUCCUUGGGAACCAGUUUGGGGACUCCCAGCAGCUGCGGCUGGUGCGUAUCCUGCGCAGCACAGUGAUGGUGCGGGUGGGAGGAGGCUGGAUGGCUCUGGAUGAGUUCCUGGUGAAGAAUGACCCCUGCAGAGUGCAUCAUCCAGGAGUUAAAAUCCUUCGCACCGAGUCCAGCAGCUCCAUAUCAUCUCGUAUAGCACGCGGACGCACCAACCUGGAGCUGCGGGAGAAGUUCAUCCUGCCGGAGGGCACGGGCCUGGCCGCCUUCCGGUCCCGCGGCCGGCGCUCCAAGCCCUCGUCCCGCACGGCGUCUCCCACCCGCUCCUCCUCCUCCGCCUCGCACAGCGCCCCCAGCUGCGCCUCGCUGCCCUCCGCCCCGGCCACGCCCACCGCCUCCUCACGGUCCACCCACACUCACUCUCGCGGCUAUGCUAAGCCCUGGCUGGCUCACAGUAAAACUCCAAGUCCAUCCAAGUGCCAGUCCUGCCCAGAGCACAGCCAGACUCCGGGGCCUGAGGGGGCGGCGAGUUCCAAGCUGAAGAGGCCGACCUUCCACUCCAGCCGCGGCUCUCUGACUGGGGAGAAUGGGGGCCAGACCACGCCCGGUGGAGCCAAGCCUGGCCGCCCAGAAUCCUCAGCCAAGCGCGCAGCCUCGACAGCAAGUGGCCCAGCGAGUCGGGCGGGGAGCAGGGCGGGGAGCCGCGCGAGCAGCAGGCGAGGGAGCGAUGCGUCCGACGCCUCCGAGCUCCUGGAGACGCGCUCGGCCUGCUCCGACACCUCGGACACGCCCCGCCGCCCCGGCACCAAGCCCUCCAAGAUCCCCACCAUCUCCAAGAAGACUCCCAGCCCCAGAACCGCCACGGGCAAGAGAUAAAAACACAGACCUCCACAUCGGCAGGGGGCGCCAGGGGAACACGUGUCACAGACUCACAGAGACGGUGGUGCAGCCGGGGCUGACGGGGGUGCUCACUCUCACGCACCCACGCUGGGCUAGACUGAUCAGAACUUUCCGGAAGCAAACCCCAGCUUGCCUGUCUUUGUCUUUCUUGGGUUUUUUCGGAACGGCGGAUGGACGCUGCUGAAUCCUGACCUCUUCCACUGGAGUCAUCACUAACAAUAACCAUAAUGAUGCUGCCUUAUCUGUGUUCUGUAUUUUAAUCCUGACGUGAGAAUUUGUUUGGUGUGGCAGUGGGGUAGACGCGCACACACACAAACACACAAACUCGCAUGCACACACACACACACACACACACACAGUCAUCUACCCACACCCUGAAGAACACGAAAGGGCAAGAUAGCGACAGGUGUUGGUUCCUGUAACCGAACUGAAACAGAGGCUCUGUAGCUGUGGGUGUGUUUGAGAGACUCACCAGCACUUCUCUGGAAAAUUGCGUGCUUUACUCGCGCAGACAACACACACGCACAUACACACACUCAUGCGCACACACACAGCUUGUUCUGCUCUGAUCCAGCAGACAGUACCUCCUCCAGUCUGUGUGUUUGUGUGGUGUGGUGUGGUAAUGUUGGAGGGGAGUUCCAGUGACUCGGGAGAACAUGAAGACACAGUGUGACACCAUACCUCACUCAUUUUGGGGUGAAUGUGAGGGGGCGCUGCGGAUGCGAUGAACAGGAGCAUAUGGCAGUGAGAGGAGGAAGAGGUGGCCUCACCGGCUGCUUUCACUUGCUGUACUGUACCACUCUCAUUCACCGUCUCCACAGAGCUGCAGCACCCCUGGGUCUCGCCGUGACUGUGCCCCACUGCGACCGUACGAGGUCCAACUGCCCCCCGUCUGGUGACAUCAUACCUCCGGGACCGCUUUUAUGGACUGGUUUCAGGUCACCUGAUAAACCGUGAAACGUGUGGAAGUGAAGUGGUGUGAAUUCCUCUACCGAUGAAGUGAACCUUAUUCCAGAUGAAGAGUGUGCACUGACUGUCUGUAUGGCUGUACACCCCCUCCCCCCAGCCCUGGGUCACACUGAUGGGACUUCUGGGGCAUGUUGUGUGUGUGUGUGUGUGUGUGUGUGUGUGUGUGUGUGUGUGUUUGUGUGUUUUAACUCUGUUCAGUCGUAAUGUGUUACAGAAACCAGAGGUCAUUGAAAUUGUUUCACAGUAUGCAAAAAUGAAAAAAUGAGAAUUGUGAAUGUCCCUCGCCCGGUUAAUUUAUAAUCCUUUUUCAGUUUUUGUUCCUUUGGCUAGCUUAUAAGGAAAUUUGUAUUUAUUUUUCAGUUUCAGUAUCAUAUCACCUCCUGUGAAUUAUUAGUAUUAAUAUGACGAUGCUCUUUUUGGUUUGUUUUCUUUCUUUUUUUUUAACCAAGAAAGUGUCUCUUCCUCUCUGUUCUUGUAAAUGAUAGUUUAUGAAAUGACUGACAGGACACGUGGAUUCCGAGCGGCCUUUUUGCCAGAUGGCUACAGUUAUAGGAUUAUGACUGAACGGCCCAAAAAAAUAAAACUAUGAAAAUUGUGAUGAUUGUGAAAAUCAUUGAAGGAGAGAGGUGCGGAAGAGCCUUCACCCCCUCUCUGCAUAGUCGCCCCUCGUUCGAUCCCUCUUCCCUCCCGAUAGGAGCUUUGAAUUGUGACAUUGACAGGAAUAAAUGUGUUCCUUCAAUUCUCUUUGUGAGUUCUGACAAAUAUGAAUAACUGAUGAAAAUCAACUGAAAUCUUAAGGUGAUUUUUUAUUUUUAUUUAUUGUCUCUUUUUGGGGGGAGAAGGGGGAAAAGGGGAGACUGAUCCCCUUUUGAUGCUGUGUUAUCAGUGUGUUUAAGAGAAAAUGGAGGGGGGGUUAUUAUGAAUUGUGUAAAAGAAAAAUAAGUUGACUAUAAAACCUUUUUUGCUCUCAUUUUGUAUUAAAAUAUUGCUUGCAGUAAAAAAAAAAAAAA